AUGGUUACGGGACUCCCUCCAUCGCCUCAGCCCCCUCCAUCCCCUCAGCUCCCUCCAUCGCCUCGGCUCCCUCCAUCGCCUCAGCCCCCUCCAUCCCCUCAGCUCCCUCCAUCGCCUCAGCCCCCUCCAUCCCCUCAGCUCCCUCCAUCGCCUCAGCCCCCUCCAUCCCCUCAGCUCCCUCCAUCGCCUCGGCCCCCUCCAUCCCCUCAGUCCCCUCCAUCCCCUCAGCUCCCUCCAUCCCCUCAGUCCCCUCCAUUGCCUCAGCUCCCUUCAUCCCCUCAGCCCCCCUCCAUCGCCUCAGCCCCCUCCAUUGCCUCAGCCCCCUCCAUCCCCUCAGCCCCCUCCAUUGCCUCAGCUCCCUUCAUCCCCUCAGCCCCCUCCAUCGCCUCAGCCCCCUCCAUCCCCUCAGCCCCCUCCAUCGCCUCAGCCCCCUCCAUCCCCUCAGCCCCCUCCAUCUCCUCAAUCCCCUCCAUAGCCUCAGCCCCCUCCAUCCCCUCAGCCCCCUCCAUCGCCUCAGCCCCCUCCAUCCCCUCAGCCCCCUCCAUUGCCUCAGCUCCCUUCAUCCCCUCAGCCCCCUCCAUCCCCUCAGCCCCCUCCAUUGCCUCAGCUCCCUUCAUCGCCUCAGCCCCCUCCAUCCCCUCAGCCCCCUCCAUCCCCUCAGUCCCCUCCAUCCCCUCAGCCCCCUCCAUCUCCUCAAUCCCCUCCAUAGCCUCAGCCCCCUCCAUCCCCUCAGCCCCCUCCAUUGCCUCAGCUCCCUUCAUCCCCUCAGCCCCCUCCAUCCCCUCAGCCCCCUCCAUUGCCUCAGCUCCCUUCAUCCCUUCAGCCGCCUCCAUCGCCUCAGCCCCCUCCAUCUCCUCAGUCCCCUCCAUCCCCUCAGCCCCCUCCAUCCCCUCAGCCCCCUCCAUCUCCUCAGUCCCCUCCAUCGCCUCAGCCCCCUCCAUCGCCUCAGCCCCCUCCAUCCCCUCAGUCCCCUCCAUCCCCUCAGCCCCCUCCAUCGCCUCAGCCCCCUCCAUCCCCUCAGCCCCCUCCAUAUCCUCAGCCCCCUCCAAUGCCUCAGCUCCCUUCAUCCCCUCAGUCCCCUCCAUCGCCUCAGCCCCCUCCAAUGCCUCAGCCCCCUCCAUCCCCUCAGCCCCCUCCAUCCCCUCAGCCCCCUCCAUCGCCUCAGCCCCCUCCAUCUCCUCAGUCCCCUCCAUCCCCUCAGCCCCCUCCAUCCCCUCAGCCCCCUCCAUCUCCUCAAUCCCCUCCAUAGCCUCAGCCCCCUCCAUCCCCUCAGCCCCCUCCAAUGCCUCAGCCCCCUCCAUCCCCUCAGCCCCCUCCAAUGCCUCAGCCCCCUCCAUCCCCUCAGCCCCCUCCAUCCCCUCAGCCCCCUCCAUCGCCUCAGUCCGUGACAUUUAUAAGUGCCUGAAACCGCCCGGGGCCCCGCAGCCGCUGAGGGGACUGUGGACGACCCGGGGCCCCACAGCCGCUGAGGGGACUGUGGACGACCCGGGGCCCCACAGCCGCUGA
Messenger RNA from Knipowitschia caucasica, 1506 nucleotides. Lineage: Eukaryota; Metazoa; Chordata; Actinopteri; Gobiiformes; Gobiidae. The record is from the annotation of a GenBank genome assembly.